GCUGGAUCCUCCUGGUCAAGAAUGAGUGACGAUGGAGGAUCUUAUGCACUACGACGAGGACCUGUUCCUGCUUCAGAUCAACAUCUUUGCCGCGAGCUCUUUCCAGCUACUUCCGAAGAGAGAGGCUGCGAGCCCGUCAUGCAGCGUAGCUGGGAUCCACGGGAAGCAAAAUGGG
This is a messenger RNA of Amoebophrya sp. A120, 175 nucleotides long. Lineage: Eukaryota; Dinophyceae; Syndiniales; Amoebophryaceae. The record is from the annotation of a GenBank genome assembly.